UCGCUUGGAGCGCGGGCCGGUGCCGCGCAGGGUCCCGAGAUGCUGCGAGCCGCGAGCCGCCGCCCCGGGCCGCCCCCCGGUCAGGUGGCCGCUGCGUCCCCGCUCCUGCUGCUACUACUGCUGUCUUGCGCAGACAGCUGCGGAGGUGCUCCAAUAUUGCCUCAAGGAUUACAGCUGGAACAAGAAUUACAGUUGUGGAAUGAGAUAGAUGAUGCUUGUUCGUCUUUCCUGUCCAUGGAUCCUCUGCCUCAGGCAUCCAAUGCAUUGAAGGAGCUUUGCUUCAUAAUUAUGGGGACUCUACCAAAGCCCCAGGAAACAGAUGAAAAAGAUAAUACCAAAAGGUUCUUAUUUCAUUAUUCGAAGACACAAAAGUUGGGCAAUUCAAAUGCUGUGUCGUCUGUCCUGCAUCCGCUGCUGCAGCUUGUUCCACAACUGCAUGAGAGAAGAAUGAAGAGGUUCAAAGUGGACGAAGAAUUCCAAGGUCCUAUUACAGGCCAAAGUAGAAGAUUCUUUUUAUUCAGGCCACGCAAUGGAAGAAGGUCAGAAGGUUACAUUUAAAAUGAGUCCCUGAAUUUCACUUCUUGUCAACCCACGUGAAGAACAUGAGAAAGAAGGAGCAGAAGAGAACAAAAAGUAUAUUCUUUAAAAAAAUGAAUUGCCUUGAUGAGAUGCGGACUUGAGACAGAGAAUGUUGCCAGAGCUGCUCCAGGUCUUUGCUCAAAACCUGCCAACCCCCACUUUUAGCAAGAGUUAACAUAAAUCUUUAAAGUCCAGAAAUAAAAAAGGAAGCUACAAACAAACAAACAAAAACCAGAUGGAACCAGCUAGGACCAAGAUGGUGACAGAUCUGACCUCCAACAGACCCUGAAUCUCAUUAUAUGCUGAUUUUACUACAUUAGCAUAUUAAAUGACACACCUACUGGUGGCCAAGACUGGAUAUUAAGGACCAAAAAAGGAUAAAAAGGGGUGGCACUCCAUUCCCUUGGAAAAAACUCUGCCUCUUCCCCAGUAGACUAAUGCAUAUGCCUCCCCAUCAUUAACCUCACUCCUCCUCCCUUUGUCAUUACUCUUUA
Molecule: messenger RNA, 1073 nt
Organism: Physeter macrocephalus (sperm whale)
Lineage: Eukaryota; Metazoa; Chordata; Mammalia; Artiodactyla; Physeteridae
Gene: NMU
Product: neuromedin U
Exons: 10
Coding region: 40-558 (172 amino acids)
Biological process (GO): neuropeptide signaling pathway; positive regulation of smooth muscle contraction; positive regulation of synaptic transmission
Cellular component (GO): terminal bouton
Molecular function (GO): neuromedin U receptor binding
Source: RefSeq, a predicted model, not a curated record